AUGGCUGACUUCACAGAGGUUGCUAAGCAAUUCGUCGAAUUCUACUACAAGACCUUUGAUGAGAACCGGGGAGGUCUUGGAGCCCUCUACCGCGAUGAGUCGAUGCUGACAUUCGAAACCACAUCCGUCAAAGGAGCUCCUUCCAUUCUGGAGAAGUUGACUACCCUACCGUUCCAGAAAGUUGCCCACCAAGUAGCUACCCUCGACGCCCAGCCGUCAAACGGGCAAGGUGGAAUCAUGGUCAUGGUCACCGGCGCUCUCCUGGUCGACGACCAACAAACGCCCAUGAACUACAGCCAGUCCUUCCAGCUCCUCCGCGACAGCAACGGAAACUACUUUGUCUUUAACGACGUUUUCCGCCUCGUCUAUGGCUCUUAA
Molecule: messenger RNA, 378 nt
Organism: Nannizzia gypsea CBS 118893
Lineage: Eukaryota; Fungi; Ascomycota; Eurotiomycetes; Onygenales; Arthrodermataceae
Product: nuclear transport factor 2
Exons: 6
Coding region: 1-378 (125 amino acids)
Biological process (GO): protein import into nucleus
Cellular component (GO): nuclear pore central transport channel
Source: RefSeq, a predicted model, not a curated record